This is a messenger RNA of Chlamydomonas reinhardtii, 2014 nucleotides long. RefSeq lists its product as uncharacterized. Gene Ontology annotation, biological process: DNA damage tolerance; protein K63-linked ubiquitination. Gene Ontology annotation, cellular component: nucleus. NCBI's taxonomy places the organism in Eukaryota, Viridiplantae, Chlorophyta, Chlorophyceae, Chlamydomonadales, Chlamydomonadaceae. The transcript has a single exon. The coding region runs from base 98 to 517 and encodes 139 amino acids. The record is from RefSeq and is a predicted model, not a curated record.
GACGUUACUCGCACACUGCGCCAUAUACAAAGGCGUAGCCCUGUGAUUUAUCGCGCGAGAAGCAAUCUAGGCGUAGCAGCUUUAAGAAAGGCCCAGAAUGUCGGUGCCUGUGCCGCGCAGCUUCAGGCUGCUGGAGGAGCUGGAUCGCGGCGAGAAGGGCUUUGGUGAUGGAACUGUUUCCUACGGCAUGGAGGACCCAGACGACAUUCAUAUGCGCAACUGGACGGGGACAAUUAUUGGGCCCGCCAACACCGUCCACGACCAGCGCAUUUACUCGCUCAAGAUCCACUGCGACCUCAGCUACCCUGAGCAGGCCCCGAAGCUUUGGUUCAAGUCUCGUGUGAAUAUGGGCUGCGUCGAUCAGCGGGACGGACGCAUUGACCCCACCAAGUUCCCCAUGCUGGGCAACUGGAAGCGUGAAUAUACGCUGGAGCAGCUGCUGACGGAGAUCCGCCGGGACAUGUCCUCGCCGCUGAACCGGAAGGCCCCGCAGCCGCCCGAAGGCACCAUGUUCUGAGCUAUUUCGUAGCUCCCUGGCGCGUCAGCGGCGGCUACAUAGCAUAACAGCUGGAUAAUCAGGUCGCAGACGGUGAGAGGGGCGUUGCCUGGGGCGGCCAAGCUCGCGGGGGUCACGAGGCCCAGGCUCGGGGCCACGGGCAGAGCACACGCGGCGUUGGAACGUCGGCAGCUUGGAUAGGCUUUUGUGGGGGCCCGUAUCUAGGUGGCCUCAUCGCAAUGAGUGUGUGAAGCAUUAGAGGCGGGCAAAUGCGAACGGACAGGGGGGCAGCGGGCAGCGCAAGGUGUGUACCGGAAGGCAAGCCGUAGGCAGGAUUAGCUUGGAAGGCCAGUCAGUGACUCCUGGACCAUUAGGCAACAUAUACACAACCACGAUGACGAUAUGUUAGGGGGCUAACGCCUCGGACACACGUGACUGGACCCUGACUGAUCUGACUGAUGAGAGGACACACGCAAACCUGUCACUGUGGCAUCAAGGUACUCUGUAACAGUAUGAAUGCCCUGCGUGCCUGUGCACUCGUCAGCGGGACGGGUGGAACCUGAUUUGCGUAGGCAGAAUGACCAGCAAUGCGGUGCACCUCGGGGGCGGAUGGAGGCUUUUGUGUGCAGCUGGUGGUGCGAGAGGCGGAUGCCGGUGAUGGCGGUUUGGUGUAGCCCGGGCGGUAGUGUGGUGGUGGCGCGAUAUUGCGCAUGACCGGGUGAGAGGGCUGUCGUGUUCACAGGGGAAAGGACAUGUGCUGUCUCGCAGUGCUGGUGGUGGCGAGCGCUGCGUGUGGGGGGACGGGCUCGAGGGUGGGCUACGUGGCGGAAGGUGUGUGAGAUGCGAUCUGGGCCGGGUGUUGGCAUGAGUGGCGGUUGCGCCUGUUUGUGUGCCGCGUUUAUGAUGUUACUUGGCAGUGCGCGGCGCCAGGACUGCGGAUGCUUGUGCGGGUGCGGGUGCUUGUGGCUGUGGCCGUGCGGGGUCGCGGUGGAGAAAGUACGGCAAGUGCGCGAGUAAGAGAGGGAGGCAGGUGUGUGUGUGUAUGCUCUCAAGUCGGACUCUGGUGGAGUUUGGCUGCCAGGGGGUGAAGCGCGCGGAUGCCUAGGCGAUGGCGAUAGGCAAUGGCAUCAGGCAGCAGGACGUGAAACAGCAAACCCCGUCAGGCGUCAGCAGAGGGUGGGCCGCGUGGGUGGAUCGGGACCAGCAGCUGAACCCGCUGCAGGACAGCGGACAGACACGCAGCCUCUCCGACUAGGAACGCUGUGACAUGCAGCAAGUCCUUGACCGCAAAUGGGCCAAGCACGCCCGGGCCCUUUGUCGGGAACAGAGCCCACCGGCCUUCCUUGGAACGGUUAUGGACAGGCUGCGUAAGCCGCAAGGCAGCGCCAGGCGCCAGUACAGGUGCGUGGGGCCUUGGCUGGGGCGCGCAGCCGGACCCGUCGCAGAGCAGCAUAAAGCAUCACCGGUAACGGCAGCCCUGAGCAGCCUCUCCAUGAUGGAGUGUAACAGUCAGGACUA